GAGUCUGGAUCAGACGCUGGCUCCACAAGUGACGAGGAUGGGUCCACUGCCUCUGCGCAGGAAGAGGUGGAUGCGCGGCUGCCUCAUCCGAAGGUUCCUUUGGCCGACUUGAGCCAUCAUGGUGAGAGGAUGAUGCAGGACACGCAGGUGGAUGAGAUGUCGGAGACCGAUGAGGAGGUGAAGGCUUUGGAGGCUGACCAGCUGGAUGCCUCGGAGGAUGAGCCAGAGGAAGCGCAACCAGAUCUCGAGGUGAAGGCUUCAGAAGCUGAUGAGCCGGAAGUCUCUAAAAGUGAGUCGGAGGAGGCGCAGCCAGAUUCACAGGCUGAUGAGACGGAUGUCUCUGAGGAUGAGCCGGAGGAGGUGCAGUUAGAGGGGAAGGCUUCAGAAAAAGCUGAUGAGCCGGGAGUUGCUGAGGAUGAGCAGCCAAAGGAGAAGGCGUCGGACGCUGACCAGCCGGACGUCCCUGAGGAUGAGUCAGAGGAAGCCCAGCCAGCUGAUGAGCCGGCCAUCUCUGAGGAUGAGUCAGAAGCGCAGCCAGAGGUGAAGGCUUCAGAAGAAGCUGAUGAGCUGGAUGUCUCUGAGGAUGAGUCGGAGGAGGUGCAGUUAGAGGAAGCGCAGCCAGAGGUGAAGGCUUCAGAAGAAGCUGAUGAGCCGGAUGUCUUUGAGGAUGAGUCGGAGGAGGUGCAGUCAGAGGAAGCGCAGCCAGAGGUGAAGGCUUCAGAAGAAGCUGAUGAGCCGGAUGUCUCUGAGGAUGAGUCGGAGGAGGUGCAGUCAGAGGAAGCGCAGCCAGAGGCGGCUGAUGAGCCGGACCUCUCUGAUAAAGCGCAGACAGAGGUGAAGGCUUCAGAAGCUGAUGAGUCGGAUGUCUCUGAGGAUGAGUCAGAGGAAGAGCAGCCAAAGGUGAAGCAUUCAGAAGCUGAUGAGCCGGACGUCUCUGAGGAUGAGGAUGAGUCAGAGGAAGCGCAGCCAGAUGUGAAGGCUUCAGAAGAAGCCGGUGAGCCGGACGAGGAUAAGGCUUCAGAAGCUGAUGACUCUGAGGACGAGGAUGAGUCAGAGGCGCAGCCAAAGGCUUCAGAAGAAGCUGAUGAGCCGGAAGUCUCUGAGGAUGAGUCAGAGCAAGCGCAGCCAGAGGUAGAAGAAGCUGAUGAGCCGGACAUCGCUGAGGAGAAGGCGUUGGACGCUGACCAGCCGGACGUCUCCGAGGGCGAGUCGGAUCUUGAGGUGAAGGUUUUAGAGGCUGAUGAGCCUGAAAGUGCUGUGUUCGACAGUGCUAAGCGCCGACGGGCAGCUUUAAUGGAGUGUGACCGGCAGCCUGACUCCCGGGAAAUGGAGAGCUUGUUGGGCACACAGCCCACUUUGCUUCUGGGACAGUGGGGGUCGGACGUCUCUGAGGGUGAGUUGGAGGAAGCACAGCCAAAGCUGAUGGCUUCGAAUUCGGAUGAUGAGAUGGAUGUCUCUGAGGGUGAGUCGGAGGAGGAUUGGCCGAAGGUCAAGACUGGCGAGCCAGACAUCUCGGAGGAUGAGUCGCAGCCGGGAGCAAUGGCUUCUCAGGAUGACGGGGCCGACAUCUCCACCAUCCACACCAAGGAAGUGCAGCCAGAGGCAAUUGCUUCGCAGAAUGAUGAGCCAGAGGUCUCAGAGGAUGAAGCGCAGCAGCCGGUGGUCUCCGAGGGUGAGUCGGAGCCGGCGGAGGCACUUGGGGAGGACGGGCCAGAUAGCUGCAAGGAGGAAGCCAAGCCAAAGGAUCCAGCCAAGAAGCAGCUGGCAUCCCUUGUGGAAACAGUGCCUGCCGAGGACUACACGAACAGCGCAUUGCAAGUGGUGAUCGGUCGUGUGCAGCAAGAGGCUUUGUCGAGGGCCCUAGGACCAGACUAA
This is a messenger RNA of Effrenium voratum, 1875 nucleotides long. NCBI's taxonomy places the organism in Eukaryota, Dinophyceae, Suessiales, Symbiodiniaceae. The record is from the annotation of a GenBank genome assembly.